Messenger RNA from Triticum dicoccoides, 3878 nucleotides. RefSeq names its product ABC transporter D family member 1-like. Gene Ontology annotation, biological process: fatty acid beta-oxidation; peroxisome organization; very long-chain fatty acid catabolic process. Gene Ontology annotation, cellular component: peroxisomal membrane. Gene Ontology annotation, molecular function: ABC-type transporter activity; ATP binding; long-chain fatty acid transmembrane transporter activity. Bases 1 to 3306 code for a protein of 1101 amino acids. The record is from RefSeq and is a predicted model, not a curated record. The transcript is spliced from 22 exons. Lineage: Eukaryota; Viridiplantae; Streptophyta; Magnoliopsida; Poales; Poaceae.
AUGAGUGGGCUUAAAUCUUUGCAUUUCCUAACUGCUAUCCUGCUGAAGAAGAUUGGUCCCAAUGGCACACGCUUCCUUCUAGGCUUGGUAUUAACAGCGGUGCGGCGUACUGCUGUGGGGCAUAGAUUGGCAAAAGUUCAAGGCUUUUUGUUUAAAGCAGCGUUUCUUCGGCGUGUCCCAACAUUUACACGCUUGAUCAUAGAAAACCUUAUAUUUUGUUUCCUCCAAUCCACAUUAUAUCAAACAUCAAAAUACUUGACAGGGUCUUUGAGUUUGCGUUUCAAGAAAAUUUUAACCGAUAUCGUUCAUGCUGAUUACUUUGAGAAUAUGGUUUAUUACAAAAUGUCACAUGUGGAUCAUCGAGUAUCAAAUCCAGAGCAAAGGAUUGCUAGUGAUAUCCCAAAGUUCUCUUCUGAACUAAGUGAGCUUGUACAGGAUGAUCUGGCUGCGGUUGCAGAAGGGCUAAUAUACACCUGGCGUCUCUGUUCGUAUGCUAGUCCAAAAUACGUGGUCUGGAUUAUGGCAUAUGUACUAGUUGCUGGUGGGGUGAUAAGGAAAUUUUCUCCUGCUUUUGGAAAACUGAAAUCCACGGAACAACAACUGGAAGGAGACUAUCAUCAACUACAUUCACGAUUAAGAACACAUGCGGAGAGUGUGGCAUUUUAUGGUGGUGAGAACAGAGAAGCAUCUCAUAUUAUGCAGAGGUUUGAGGCUCUUGUUGGGCAUCUGAAUCUUGUGCGUCAUGAAAACUGGUGGUUCGGCAUGAUUCAAGAUUUCUUUCUGAAGUAUUUUGGUGCCACUGUGGCAGUUGUCCUUAUCAUUGAACCAUUCUUCUCUGGCAACCUUAGACCUGAUUCAUCAACCCUUGGAAGGGCUGAAAUGUUAAGCAAUCUUCGAUAUCACACAAGUGUAAUCAUAUCGUUGUUUCAGUCCCUUGGGAUUCUUUCUAUCAGUUCAAGACGUUUAAAUAUCCUGAGGUCCGAAUCAUGGAAGGUUGACCUGGAAUACUUGCUAGAACUCUAUCCUCUUGAUAAGGAAGUUAACUGGGGUGAUGAGCUGUCCCUUGGUGAGCAACAAAGACUAGGAAUGGCCAGGUUAUUCUACCAUAAGCCAAAGUUUGCCAUACUUGAUGAGUGCACUAGUGCUGUAACGACUGAUAUGGAAGAACGUUUUUGCAAGAAGGUUCGAGCUAUGGGUACAUCUUGUAUAACAAUAUCUCAUCGCCCAGCUUUAGUUGCAUUUCAUGAUAUUGUUUUGUCCUUGGACGGUGAAGGCGACUGGAAUGUUCAGCACAGAAGGGAGGACUCUUCCUUUUCCACUGAAGAGUCUGAUUUUCAAUCAUUAGAAACUGAUCGCAAAUCUGAUGCACUGACUGUUCAAAGAGCUUUUAUGAGAAGGGCAAAGAACAAUCCUUCGUUGGGGUCCAAGGACCAUUCGUACUCUACAGAGGUCAUAGCAACUUCCCCUAAGGUGGAAAUAGAACAUGCAGUACGGACAUCUCGGGUUCCACAUUUGCGAUGCCACCCAAGACCUUUGCCUCUCAGAGUAGCUGCAAUGCUCAACAUACUAGUUCCUAAACUUCUUGAUAAACAAGGCGGGCAGUUGCUUGCUGUUGCUGUACUUGUUUUCUCUCGUACAUGGAUCUCUGAUCGUAUUGCUUCAUUGAAUGGGACAACUGUGAAGUUUGUCUUAGAGCAGGAUAAAGUUGCCUUCAUUCGCUUGAUUGGUGUCAGUAUUCUACAAAGUGCUGCAAAUUCUUUUGUGGCACCAACUCUUAGGACCCUUACCUCUAAACUUGCCCUUGGAUGGCGAAUUCGCUUGACCAAUCAUUUGCUUCGAUAUUAUUUGAAAAGAAAUGCAUUCUACAAGGUAUUCAACAUGUCAGGUAAAACUAUUGAUGCAGACCAAAGAUUAACACUUGAUGUAGACAAGUUGACCACUGAUCUUGCUGGCCUAGUUACUGGAAUGGUAAAACCAGUGGUUGACAUUAUUUGGUUUACAUGGAGAAUGAAGCUCUUGUCAGGACGAAGAGGAGUUGCUAUACUAUAUGCUUACAUGUUACUGGGUUUGGGCUUCCUGAGAGCAGUAUCCCCUGACUUUGGUCGUCUCUCGGGCCAAGAACAAGAACUUGAAGGAACAUUCAGGUUCAUGCACUCAAGACUGCGGACACAUGCUGAAUCAAUUGCUUUUAUUGGUGGUGGUUCAAGAGAGAAAGCUAUGGUUGAGGCUAAAUUCGUAAAGUUACUUAACCACUCAAAGAUUCUCUUGAGGAAACAGUGGCUUUAUGGUAUUGUUGAUGAUUUUGUUACAAAGCAACUUCCUCACAAUGUGACAUGGGGUCUUAGUCUAUUAUAUGCUUUGGAGUACAAGGGAGACAGAGCUUUGACCUCAACUCAAGGAGAGCUGGCACAUGCUCUACGAUUCUUGGCUUCAGUGGUUUCACAGAGCUUCAUAGCCUUUGGCGACAUUCUUGAGUUACAUAAGAAAUUCCUUGAACUCUCUGGUGGGAUUAACCGUAUCUUUGAGCUUGAGGAGCUUACAUGUGCCGCUCAAAGGAUAAUAAAGCGCCCCUUUUCGAAAAAAAUGGUGUCUUCCAAUGCCAUCAGUGCAGCCUCAGAAGAUAUUAUUUCAAUUCAUGAAGUGGACAUCAUAACACCAUCACAGAAGCUAUUGGCUAGUAAACUGUCAUGCAAUGUAGUACAAGGGAAAAGCCUAUUUCUGACUGGUCCCAAUGGUAGUGGAAAGAGUUGUAUAUUUAGAGUGCUUAGAGAUUUGUGGCCCACCUUCUCUGGGAGAGUUAUCAAGCCCUCUGAAGGGAUGUUCCAUGUCCCUCAGCGUCCAUAUACCAGCCUAGGUACUCUGCGGGAUCAGAUCAUAUACCCUCGCUCACGGGAGGAAGCAGAGAUGAAAGUUCUCUCACUACAUCAAGCUGGCAACAAGGCUAGUGCUUCCAUCCUGCUUGAUGAUCACCUGAAGACAAUUCUAGAGAAUGUGCGGCUGGUGUAUCUUCUAGAAAGAGAAGGGUGGGAUUCUACACCAAACUGGGAAGAUGUUCUGUCACUAGGGGGACAACAGAAGCUUGGGGUGGCCCGUUUGUUUUUCCAGCAUCCUAAGUAUGGCAUCCUCGACGAGUGCACCAAUGCUACUAGUGUUGAUGUUGAAGAACAUCUGUACAGGCUUGCAACUAACAUGGGCAUAACUGUGAUCACUUCCUCACAAAGGCCUGCUCUGAUACCCUUCCAUGUCUUGGAGCUGAAGCUCAUUGAUGGUGAAGGGAACUGGGAGCUAUGUUCGAUCCGCCAGUGAGUGAUGCCAUACCUGAGCGACUGAGCUGAUGCUACCAUGUGCGCCAGUCACCUGCAUGUACAAAAGCAAGUAGAUAUCGCAUUGCCAUUUGCCUAUGGAUGGAUAACAGACAGUGGCAGUGUUGGUGUCCUGAAAGACAACCAUAUUCUUGUCAAAAUAUGUUUGGCGUAGAACAACAAAUUACUCAUAGUUUAGCUUACAUCAAGGAGAAGGGUGGUGCAUGAUUGUGAUCCACGAAUGAUGUGUGGCGAGGUUUAACUUGUAGAGGUGUUUCCGAGUUGCAGUAGUUGGACAGCAGAAGAGACAUGUAAAUUAGCAGAUACCUAUUGAUUCAUUAGAUUGCAUUGUAUUAGAUUCUGUGUAGUGUAGUAGACAAAUAUGCUAUCACAGGCAAAUCAAUAAAUAACGUGGAUGCUGCACGGCUAGCGUUGUUUAGAUUAGAGGCUGUACUGUAUGUGCAAAAAAGCAUCUGGCUGCAUGCAUGUAAAUGGCAAUAAUUUGCUGAAGUCUUGCUCCUUUUUGUCCAUGCUUUUUUUAAGAAAUGGAAAUUUCCAAUCCAUGCGCUUGGUUUA